Molecule: messenger RNA, 2191 nt
Organism: Ostrea edulis (European flat oyster)
Lineage: Eukaryota; Metazoa; Mollusca; Bivalvia; Ostreida; Ostreidae
Exons: 5
Coding region: 188-1582 (464 amino acids)
Source: RefSeq, a predicted model, not a curated record
UCCCAUGCAAAAAGGGCCCUUAUGUAUAUUGACGUCAUAAUGAGAAAAACGCUGGUAAAGAUAACGUCAUUAUUUGCAAGUUGCGUCUGUUACUUAUGUUUGCAAUGCUGUCAAUAUAACGUGAUUGUGUUUAUAUAAAUCAUCUGGAACGAUGCCGACAUGUACCUGGAAUUAACAAGAGGAAAACAUGGACUUUUUAGAGAUUAUUGACGAGUGGCAUAGGGAAUAUUUUCCUCCUUCACAAAGUGUUGAAUCAUCUGAUGAAAAUACAGACGAUAGUGAUAUUUCAACUGCAUCAGAAAAUGAAUCCAACGAAAAUAUUUUAGAACAAAGAAUACAACUUGUGCAUCCUGAUAAUGAUCAGAAUAAAAACCUAAAUUCAGAGGAGGAGGACUGGGAGAAUAACAAUCUUGACUUAACAAUUCGUGAAAAGAUAAUCAAAGGCUGCUCCUGCAGAAUGGAUUGCAUAUCAAAUAUUAGUUUUGAAGAAAUCAGUCACCAUAUUUAUUCCAUGAGAGAACUUUCCAAGGAAGAGAAGGAUAUGUACAUUAUGGGAAAGCUAAAAAGUAAAAGUUCUGGUGGCGGAUCUUCAAGACGCGAUGCCAAACGACAGAGAUACGAAUACAAUUUUGAUGACCGGGAAGUAUGUAAAGAUGUGUUUUUAUUUUUACAUGACAUUGGUGAAACACAUUUUAAAAAUCUUGUGAAGCAUAUGAAGACCCAUGGAAUAAAACCACGGACACAUGGAAACAUCGGGAAAAAACCACACAAUGCCCUGUCCUUUGAAGAAAUUAAAUUUGUCGUGCAGUUUAUCAAUCGAUAUUCUGAAGAUAAUGGAUUUCCUAUGCCAGCUGCUCCAAGAGGUCGCGACUCCGAACCACCCAUUUUUCUACCUUGUUCAACACCAAAGAACGAAAUUCAUCAGUUAUAUGUUGAAGCUUGUCAUGAGGUCCAAAUUCGUGCUGUUAAAUUGUCCUCAUUCUAUUCCAUCUGGUAUGCCUGCCUUCCUAACAUUCAGAUUGCCAACCCCAGAUCUGAUGUAUGCAAUACCUGUGAGCGCCACAGAGAGCACAUUUUGAAUGCAAGAUCUGAAAAUGAAAAGCUUACAGCAACAAGAAAUUUUACAGAUCACAUUGAAAAAGCAGAGAGGGAGCAUCACCUCUACAUUCAGUGCAUUAAAGAAGCCAGGGAAGAACAUCAGUCUAUUCAGCUUCCUGAGCCACCUGUUAGACCCUGUUCCACAGAUUUCCUCAAAACUCACUACACUUUUGACUUCGCGCAAUGUGUGUCUGUACCUCAUCAUUCCAGACAAGUAGGGCCAUUAUUCUUUGAGACACCACGGAAAAUUCAGAUCUUUGGAAUUUGUAUGGAGGGAGCAGGAUCUCAGCGAAAUUAUUUGAUUGAUGAAGACCAGACCAUUGGAAGAGAUGGAAAUAAUGCCCAUGGGCCAAAUACAGUCAUCAGCAUACUUCAUCACCAUUUUCAAAAUUAUAGCAUGGGAGAGAAAUGUGCUGUUCUUCACUGUGAUAACUGUCCAGGUCAAAACAAAAACCGGUAUGUGAUUGGAUAUUUGCUAUGGUGAGUCAUGAUUGGGCUACAUCGAGCAAUUGAACUUCACAUGCAGAUACCAGGGCAUACAAAAUGUCAAGUGGAUGCAGGCUUUGCUCAGAUCAAAAAGAAGUACAGGAGAUCAGAUUGUGACACUCUACAGCAUGUUGCUGACGUAGUCUCCAAGUCCUCCAAAACACUGCUGCCUGGAGUUGUAUUAUGCAGCGUUGAUGUAGAUGGCGACAAGGUCCCAGUAAUCCUCAGUAAUCACGACCAAAUCAGUGUAAAUCUACCACCAGAGAUAAUGCCGGGCGGACUCAGUAGAGAACGACAGGAAUAUUUAUACAAACAUAUCAGACCUCAUGUCCGGGAAUGUUUCAGGGACACAACAUGUCCAGAAUUUCAUGAAGAAUAAGUGAAAGUUUCAAUUGUUUCCGACAAUGAUUAACGUCAUUUCAACGUCAUUUUUUGUAACGUCAUUGAAAUAUUAUCUUAACCUUUGACAGCCUAUAUCUCAGUAAAUAUGCUGAAUAUUUGACCCAAACUUCACAUGUGUCUUUUUAAUGUUGUUUUCUAUCAUAUUCCAUUAAAAAGUUAAUUUUGAUAAUUUUUACCAUAAGGGCCCUUUUUGCAUGGGACGGCU